Molecule: messenger RNA, 8705 nt
Organism: Pan troglodytes (chimpanzee)
Lineage: Eukaryota; Metazoa; Chordata; Mammalia; Primates; Hominidae
Gene: HIP1
Product: huntingtin interacting protein 1
Exons: 31
Coding region: 705-3821 (1038 amino acids)
Biological process (GO): endocytosis; actin filament organization; clathrin coat assembly
Cellular component (GO): cortical actin cytoskeleton; clathrin-coated vesicle; presynapse
Molecular function (GO): phosphatidylinositol-3,4-bisphosphate binding; clathrin light chain binding; clathrin-cargo adaptor activity
Source: RefSeq, a predicted model, not a curated record
CUCAAGAGGUCUGCCCACCUCGGCCUCCCAAAGUGCUGGGAUUACAGGUGUGAGCCACCACACCUGGCCUAGCUUAGACCUUUUCUGAACUCCAGAUGCGGCACAGCCCACUGCUCACCCACAGCUCCACUGGGAUACCUGGUGGGUGUCUCAUGUCUAACCUAGCCCCAAACCAACUCUCCCAUGGGUCCCCCCAGCUUGUUCAUGGCAGCUCAGUCCCUCUAGUUGCUCAGGCAAAUCAUCACGAUGUUAUCCUUGACUCCUUCCUUCCUCACACCCCAGAUCCAGAACGUCAGAUAAUCCCAUCAGCUCUAGCUUCAAAAUAAAUUCAGAGACCGACCACGUCUCGACACCUCCUCUGCCUCCACCAUCAAUUCUGGCCUGAUUGAAGGCAGCAGCGUCUUCACUGUGGUCCCUGCAGCCACACUGGUCCCUGCAGUCUGUUCUCAGCACAGCAGCCAGAGGGAUCCUAUUGAAUCAGAUCGUUUUACCGCUUUGCUCAAAACUUUCCAGGGAGGCCGGGCACACUGGCUCACCCGUUAAUCUCAGCAAUUUAGGAGGCCAAGGCAGGAGGAUCGCUUGGGGCCAGGAGUUCAAGACCAACCUGGGCAACAUGGCAAGACCCCGUCUUUACCAAAAACCACAAAAAACAAAACCACUUCCAGUGGCCCCAGUCUUACGUGGAACAAAGGUCAGUCCUCACCAUGAGCCACCAUGAGCCACGAGGAGGGAUUUGGCCCCUCCUGCCCCUGACUUCCGGCUCUAGCCAUACUUCCUCGCGCCUGCCAGCUGGGCUUCUGCUCGUGUGCCUAGAACUCUUCCCCCAGACUGUCAGCAUCAAUAAGGCCAUUAAUACGCAGGAAGUGGCUGUAAAGGAAAAACACGCCAGAACGUGCAUACUGGGCACCCACCAUGAGAAAGGGGCACAGACCUUCUGGUCUGUUGUCAACCGCCUGCCUCUGUCUAGCAAUGCAGUGCUCUGCUGGAAGUUCUGCCAUGUGUUCCACAAACUCCUCCGAGAUGGACACCCGAACGUCCUGAAGGACUCUCUGAGAUACAGAAAUGAAUUGAGUGACAUGAGCAGGAUGUGGGGCCACCUGAGCGAGGGGUAUGGCCAGCUGUGCAGCAUCUACCUGAAACUGCUAAGAACCAAGAUGGAGUACCACACCAAAAAUCCCAGGUUCCCAGGCAACCUGCAGAUGAGUGACCGCCAGCUGGACGAGGCUGGAGAAAGUGACGUGAACAACUUUUUCCAGUUAACAGUGGAGAUGUUUGACUACCUGGAGUGUGAACUCAACCUCUUCCAAACAGUAUUCAACUCCCUGGACAUGUCCCGCUCUGUGUCCGUGACGGCAGCAGGGCAGUGCCGCCUCGCCCCGCUGAUCCAGGUCAUCUUGGACUGCAGCCACCUUUAUGACUACACUGUCAAGCUUCUCUUCAAACUCCACUCCUGCCUCCCAGCUGACACCCUGCAAGGCCACCGGGACCGCUUCAUGGAGCAGUUUACAAAGUUGAAAGAUCUGUUCUACCGCUCCAGCAACCUGCAGUACUUCAAGCGGCUCAUUCAGAUCCCCCAGCUGCCUGAGAACCCACCCAACUUCCUGCGAGCCUCAGCCCUGUCAGAACAUAUCAGCCCUGUGGUGGUGAUCCCUGCAGAGGCCUCAUCCCCCGACAGCGAGCCAGUCCUAGAGAAGGAUGACCUCAUGGACAUGGAUGCCUCUCAGCAGAAUUUAUUUGACAACAAGUUUGAUGACAUCUUUGGCAGUUCAUUCAGCAGUGAUCCCUUCAAUUUCAACAGUCAAAAUGGUGUGAACAAGGAUGAGAAGGACCACUUAAUUGAGCGACUAUACAGAGAGAUCAGUGGAUUGAAGGCACAGCUAGAAAACAUGAAGACUGAGAGCCAGCGGGUUGUGCUGCAGCUGAAGGGCCACGUCAGCGAGCUGGAAGCAGAGCUGGCCGAGCAGCAGCACCUGCGGCAGCAGGCGGCCGACGACUGUGAAUUCCUGCGGGCAGAACUGGACGAGCUCAGGAGGCAGCGGGAGGACACCGAGAAGGCUCAGCGGAGCCUGUCUGAGAUAGAAAGGAAAGCUCAAGCCAAUGAACAGCGAUAUAGCAAGCUAAAGGAGAAGUACAGCGAGCUGGUUCAGAACCACGCUGACCUGCUGCGGAAGAAUGCAGAGGUGACCAAACAGGUGUCCAUGGCCAGACAAGCCCAGGUAGAUUUGGAACGAGAGAAAAAAGAGCUGGAGGAUUCGUUGGAGCGCAUCAGUGACCAGAGCCAGCGGAAGACUCAAGAACAGCUGGAAGUUCUAGAGAGCUUGAAGCAGGAACUUGCCACAAGCCAACGGGAGCUUCAGGUUCUGCAAGGCAGCCUGGAAACUUCUGCCCAGUCAGAAGCAAACUGGGCAGCCCAGUUCGCCGAGCUAGAGAAGGAGCGGGACAGCCUGGUGAGUGGCGCAGCUCAUAGGGAGGAGGAAUUAUCUGCUCUUCGGAAAGAACUGCAGGACACUCAGCUCAAACUGGCCAGCACAGAGGAAUCUAUGUGCCAGCUUGCCAAAGACCAACGAAAAAUGCUUCUGGUGGGGUCCAGGAAGGCUGCGGAGCAGGUGAUACAAGACGCCCUGAACCAGCUUGAAGAACCUCCUCUCAUCAGCUGCGCUGGGUCUGCAGAUCACCUCCUCUCCACGGUCACAUCCAUUUCCAGCUGCAUUGAGCAACUGGAGAAAAGCUGGAGCCAGUAUCUGGCCUGCCCAGAAGACAUCAGUGGACUUCUCCAUUCCAUAACCCUGCUGGCCCACUUGACCAGCGACGCCAUUGCUCAUGGUGCCACCACCUGCCUCAGAGCCCCACCUGAGCCUGCCGACUCACUGACCGAGGCCUGUAAGCAGUAUGGCAGGGAAACCCUCGCCUACCUGGCCUCCCUGGAGGAAGAGGGAAGCCUUGAGAAUGCCAACAGCACAGCCAUGAGGAACUGCCUGAGCAAGAUCAAGGCCAUCGGCGAGGAGCUCCUGCCCAGGGGCCUGGACAUCAAGCAGGAGGAGCUGGGGGACCUGGUGGACAAGGAGAUGGCGGCCACUUCAGCUGCUAUUGAAACUGCCACGGCCAGAAUAGAGGAGAUGCUCAGCAAAUCCCGAGCAGGAGACACAGGAGUCAAAUUGGAGGUGAAUGAAAGGAUCCUUGGUUGCUGUACCAGCCUCAUGCAAGCUAUUCAGGUGCUCAUCGUGGCCUCUAAGGACCUCCAGAGAGAGAUUUUGGAGAGCGGCAGGGGUACAGCAUCCCCUAAAGAGUUUUAUGCCAAGAACUCUCGAUGGACAGAAGGACUCAUCUCAGCCUCCAAGGCUGUGGGCUGGGGAGCCACUGUCAUGGUGGAUGCAGCUGAUCUGGUGGUACAAGGCAGAGGGAAAUUUGAGGAGCUAAUGGUGUGUUCUCAUGAAAUUGCUGCUAGCACAGCCCAGCUUGUGGCUGCAUCCAAGGUGAAAGCUGAUAAGGACAGCCCCAACCUAGCCCAGCUGCAGCAGGCCUCUCGGGGAGUGAACCAGGCCACUGCCGGCGUUGUGGCCUCAACCAUUUCCGGCAAAUCACAGAUCGAAGAGACAGACAACAUGGACUUCUCAAGCAUGACGCUGACACAGAUCAAACGCCAAGAGAUGGAUUCUCAGGUUAGGGUGCUAGAGCUAGAAAAUGAAUUGCAGAAGGAGCGUCAAAAACUGGGAGAGCUUCGGAAAAAGCACUACGAGCUUGCUGGUGUUGCUGAGGGCUGGGAAGAAGGAACAGAGGCAUCUCCACCUACACUGCAAGAAGUGGUAACCGAAAAAGAAUAGAGCCAAACCAACACCCCAUAUGUCAGUGUAAAUCCUUGUUACCUAUCUCGUGUGUGUUAUUUCCCCAGCCACAGGCCAAAUCCUUGGAGUCCCAGGGGCAGCCACACCACUGCCAUUACCCAGUGCCGAGGACAUGCAUGACACUUCCAAAGACUCCCUCCAUAGCGACACCCUUUCUGUUUGGACCCAUGGUCAUCUCUGUUCUUUCCCCGCCUCCCUAGUUAGCAUCCAGGCUGGCCAGUGCUGCCCAUGAGCAAGCCUAGGUACAAAGAGGGGUGGUGGGGGGCAGGGCCACUCAACAGAGAGGACCAACAUCCAGUCCUGCUGACUAUUUGACCCCCACAACAAUGGGUAUCCUUAAUAGAGGGGCUGCUUGUUGUUUGUUGACAGCUUGGAAAGGGAAGAUCUUAUGCCUUUUCUUUUCUGUUUUCUUCUCAGUCUUUUCGGUUUCAUCAUUUGCACAAACUUGUGAGCAUCAGAGGGCUGAUGGAUUCCAAACCAGGACACUACCCUGAGAUCUGCACAGUCAGAAGGACGGCAGGAGUGUCCUGGCUGUGAAUGCCAAAGCCAUUCUCCCCCUCUUUGGGCAGUGCCAUGGAUUUCCACUGCUUCUUAUGGUGGUUGGUUGGGUUUUUUGGUUUUUUUUUUUUUAAGUUUCACUCACAUAGCCAACUCUCCCAAAGGGCACACCCCUGGGGCUGAGUCUCCAGGGCCCCCCCACUGUGGUAGCUUCAGCGAUGGUGCUGCCCAGGCCUCUCGGUGCUCCAUCUCCGCCUCCACACUGACCAAGUGCUGGCCCACCCAGUCCAUGCUCCAGGGUCAGGCGGAGCUGCUGAGUGACAGCUUUCCUCAAAAAGCAGAAGGAGAGUGAGUGCCUUUCCCUCCUAAAGUUGAAUCCCGGCGGAAAGCCUCUGUCCACCUUUACAAGGGAGAAGACAACAGAAAGAGGGACAAGAGGGUUCACACAGCCCAGUUCCCGUGACCAGGCUCAAAAACUUGAUCACAUGCUUGAAUGGAGCUGGUGAGAUCAACAACAUUACUUCCCUGCCGGAAUGAACUGUCUGUGAAUGGUCUCUGUCAAGCGGGCCAUCUCCCUUGGCCCAGAGAAGGAGUGUGGGAGUGAUUCCCAACUCCUUUCUGCAGACAUCUGCCUUGGCAUCCUCUUGAAUAGGAAGAUCGUUCCACCUUCUACGCAAUUGACAAACCUGGAAGAUCAGAUGCAAUUGCUCCCAUCAGGAAAGAACCCUAUACUUGGUUUGCUACCCUUAGUAUUUAUUACUAACCUCCCUUAAGCAGCAACAGCCUACAAAGAGAUGCUUGGAGCAAUCAGGACUUCAGGUGUGACUCUAGCAAGGCUCAUCUUUCUGCCCGGCUACAUCAGCCUUCAAGAAUCAGAAGAAAGGCCAAGGUGCUGGACUGUUACUGACUUGGAUCCCAAAGCAAGGAGAUCAUUUGGAGCUCUUGGGUCAGAGAAAAUGAGAAAGGACAGAGCCAGCGGCUCCAACUCCUUUCAGCCACAUGCCCCAGGCUCUCGCUGCCCUGUGGACAGGAUGAGGACAGAGGGCACAUGAACAGCUUGCCAGGGAUGGGUAGCCCAACAGCACUUUUCCUCUUCUAGAUGGACCCCAGCAUUUAAGUGGCCUUCUGAUCUUGGAAAAACAGCGUCUUCCUUCUUUAUCUAUAGCAACUCAUUGGUGGUAGCCAUCAAGCACUUCCCAGGAUCUGCUCCAACAGAAUAUUGCUAGGUUUUGCUACAUGACGGGUUGUGAGACUUCUGUUUGAUCACUGUGAACCAACCCCCAUCUCCCUAGCCCACCCCCCUCCCCAACUCCCUCUCUGUGCAUUUUCUAAGUGGGACAUUCAAAAAACUCUCUCCCAGGACCUCGGAUGACCAUACUCAGACGUGUGACCUCCAUACUGGGCUAAGGAAGUAUCAGCACUAGAAAUUGGGCAGUCUUAAUGUUGAAUGCUGCUUUCUGCUUAGUAUUUUUUUGAUUCAAGGCUCAGAAGGAAUGGUGCGUGGCUUCCCUGUCCCAGUUGUGGCAACUAAACCAAUCAGUGUGUUCUUGAUGCGGGUCAACAUUUCCAAAAGUGGCUAGUCCUCACUUCUAGAUCUCAGCCAUUCUAACUCAUAUGUUCCCAAUUACCAAGGGGUGGCCGGGCACAGUGGCUCAUGCCUGUAAUCCCAGCACUUUGAGAGGCUGAGGUGGUUGGAUCACCUGAGGUCAGGAGUCCGAGACCAGCCUGUCCAACAUGGUGAAACCCCCAUCUCUACUAAAAAUACCAAAAAUUAGCCGAGCGUAGUGACGGGUGCCCAUAAUCCCAGCUACUCAGGAGGCUGAGACAGGAGAAUCACCUGAACCCCAGAGGCAGAGGUUGCAGUGAGCUGAGAUCACGCCAUUGUACUCCAGCCUGGACAACAAGAGCAAAACUCCGUCUCAAAAAAAAAAAAAAAAAAUUACAAAUGGGGCAAACAGUCUAGUGUAAUGGAUUAAAUUAAGAUUCUCUGCCCAGCUGGGCACAGUGGCACAUGCCUGUAAUCCCAGAACUUUGGGAGGCCAAGACAGGAUGAUUGCUUGAGCUCAGGAGUUUGAGACCAGGCUGGGCAUCAUAGCAAGACCUCAUCUCUACUAAAAUUCAAAAACAAAAUUAGCCGGGCAUGAUGGUGCAUGCCUGUAGUCUCAGCUAGUUGGGGAGCUAAGGUGGGAGAAUUGCUUGAGCUUGGGAAGUCGAGGCUGCAGUCAGCCCUGAUUGUGCCACUGCACUCCGGCCUGGGUGACAGAGUGAGACCCUGUCUCAAAAAAAAAAAAAAAAAAAAAAAGAUUCUGUGUCAGAGCCCAGCCCAGGAGUUUGAGGCUGCAAUGAGCCAUGAUUUCCCACUGCACUCCAGCCUGAGUGACAGAGCGAGACUCCAUCUCUUUAAAAACAAACAAAAAAUUAUCUGAAUGAUCCUGUCUCUAAAAAGAAGCCACAGAAAUGUUUAAAAACUUCAUCGACUUAGCCUGAGUCAUAACGGUUAAGAAAGCACUUAAACAGAAGCAGAGGCUAAUUCAGUGUCACAUGAGGAAGUAGCUGUCAGAUGUCACAUAAUUACUUUCGUAAUAGCUCAGAUUAGAAUGGCUACCCCAUUCUCUAGACAAAAUCAAAUUGUCCUAUUGUGACUCUUCUAAAAAUGAAGAUGAAGAGGUAUUUAAUGACACACCUUGGAUUAAAACGGGAAUCACAUCUUAAAGCUAAAAAUGAACCUGCAAGCCUUCUAAAUGAGUCACCGAGCAUCACUAGUGACAAGUCUCGGGUGAGCGUAAAUGGGUCAUGACAAGAUGGGACAGCAACAAAAUCAUGGCUUAGGAUCGACAAGAAGUUAAAAAACAGCUGCAUCUGUUACUUAAGUUUGUAAGACAGUGCCCUGAGACCUCUAGAGAAAAGAUGUUUGUUUACUUAAGAGAAAGAGGCCAGACAUGGUGUCUCACGCGUUUAAUCCCAGCACUUUGGGAGGCAGGGGCGGGUGGAUCACCUGAGGUCAGGAGUUCAAGACUAGCCUGGCCAACAUGGUGAAACCCCGUCUCUACUAAAAAUACAAAAAUUAGCCGGGCAUGGUGGCAGGUGCCUAUAAUCCCAGCUACUGGGGAGGCUGAGGCAGGAGAAUCACUUGAACCCGGGGGACAGAGUUUGUAGUGAGCCAAGAUCGCACCACUGCACUCCAGCCUGGGUCACAGAGUGAGACUCCAUCUCAAAAAAAAAAAAAAAGAGAGAGAGAGAGAAAGAAAUAGAAGAGAAGAGCCAUCUUGGCAGGGUUAUUUUAUAUCUGAGCAAGGAGUUUAAAUGAGACUAGUUUAGAUUGUCUGCUGAUGCAGCCGUCCGUAGCAGUACCCCUAAAAUCCCACCAGAAUACGGGUCCCUCUAACCCAGUGGCUGGAAGAACCACUGUCUAGAGCAACUUUUCUUGGAACUGUCCCAGCUACCAACUCAGACACCAAGGUUUAUGCCACCAGGUAACACGGGGAUCACAGGUACAUGUCGCUCCGGUCAGAUUAGUUGGCUUUGGCCCCUCGACCCUGCGCAGGAGCUAGUUCUCAGCUUGCAGCUGGAAGUUCCCUCUUAGCUCCUUAGUCUAGAGGGGUCUCCUGGCUCCAUUUGACCCUGGUCUUUAAUAACUGGUCAGCAUCUUGCUACCUUCUACCACCUUUCCAAAUCUCUGGAAAUCCUGCCAGGGAAAGCCUCCAGUUCCAACACUGGCUUUCCAAGCAAACUGGCUUUGCCCUCUCUCUGCCAUCCUUGUCCUCCAGAGACUGCACCACCUGUAGCAUAGAAAACCACCACCACGGACCUGCCAGCCAUCGGCGCAGCAAACCAGCCAGCUGUUUGCUGCCAAAUUCCUUCCUCUCCCAGGUCCAGACCAAAUACAAGAUCAGCACCACACCAUGGUGUUGUCAGGAGCCAAAGCAACAGGAAACAAUUCAAUGCUGUUGGGUUCGAUUCUGAGAGUAGAUUUUUCCAGACAUGUCUUUCAGGUGACCCUCAACUACCUCAGGUUUGAAGGCCCUAAAUGAAACUGAUUACCACUCAUAGGGACAAACCGAGGGGGUUCGGUUACAUCUUGGUGAUAAUGCAAUUGUCUCAAACUUAAACUCUUUCACAUUUCAGUUUGCAGGGAUAGGGUUGGGUUUGUUUUUCUUCUGUUUUUAACCUUUCCCCUGGGUUUCCAUUAGGGUAGUUCCUUGAAAUGAAUUUCAUUUUUCACUGAGUGCCUACCUUCCCAGGGCAGGUGGCCACUGGCUUCUGUUUCCCUCCAACAAUACUUUUAUUAUGGUAUUAAGACCUUUCUUUGUAUAAUACAUUGCAUCUGUGUUUUCAAUUUUUCAAAUAAAUAUUUCCGCCUGGCAA